Molecule: messenger RNA, 846 nt
Organism: Emiliania huxleyi CCMP1516
Lineage: Eukaryota; Haptophyta; Isochrysidales; Noelaerhabdaceae
Exons: 1
Coding region: 1-846 (281 amino acids)
Source: RefSeq, a predicted model, not a curated record
AUGCUGCACCUGCUCGGCACGCGCAAGGUGGUCAUCAACGGCAUCGUGUCGCAACCUGCGCUCAACGGACAGAUUGGCACCGCACUGAGCUUCUCUCACAACAACAUGCGGUAUGGCGUCAGGCUGGAAGACGGCAGGCAGCUGUCGCUGAAGGCCGAGAAUGUGAAACGCUACCUCGAUGCCGGCGAGAUUGAGGAGGCCGCACGCGCGGAGCCCAGCGAAGAAUUGUUCAACCUCUACUGCUCGACGUUUCCAGCGGCGAAGCAGGAUCCGGCCUUCCAGACCAAGCAUCGUCUGCUCGGCGGCGUGAGUGUUCCGGGCGUGCACAUGAAGGCGUGCGAGGGGUGCCCCGAGAGCCUCUUUGGCACAUCGUAUGUGGAGCUGCAUGAGGCGCAGCGCGCGCACCCAAAAGUGGUCGCGUGGAACGCGCGACAGGAAGCCCUUUCCGAGUGCACCAAUGCCGCCGCCCUGUCGGGGGAGCUGCUCCCGCCCGACGAGGCGCCGCCGCUGCGCUUCAAGGUCGGCGACGAGGUCAUGGCGCGGAACGGGCAGCGGCAAACGGACUACAGCCCGGGCGUGGUCGUGGAGCAGCACUACACAGAGGAGGGGUGGCCCGCGGGCUUCUGGGCGGCGUACCAGAUCCGCCUCACGGCCGACUGGGCGGGUCUCGACGGUUCGCAGCGCCCGCCCAACUUUCCGCGCGGGGAGGACGGGGUCAGCACCGGCCCGCUCAUCUACGCUCAGUACGACAGCGACUUCCUGGUCAAGGGGAUGCCGGUGGUCGGCGGCGUCACGCUCUCGGCCCUCGACGAGAAUGCGCAGGUCGCGGUGCCAAACCACUUUUGA